ACCGACAACGUAUAGGGCAAACGAACACAGUAACUGGCGCGAGGCGGCCGCGUCAUCGCUUCCACUCGCCCAACUCUAUAGUUUCUAAACUUGUUUGUGACCUAAAUAAACCACCAUACGCAAUACCACGCGACGAAUUUGUGCACCGUCAAAAUGUGAAAUGGAUGUGAAAACAAAUCACAACAAAUAUCACAAAGUGUUCGCUCGAAGUGACUCAGUGUUGAAAAGGUUUUAAAGUGUUCGUCUCUGAGAUUGAACGGAAAGUAUACGGUCUCGGAUAUCGUCGAUUAGUUCUAAAGUUAGACGAAGUCUAAGUUUAUAUGAUGUAAAACGAUGAUUGUUGUUUUAAAAUUAGUGCGACGCUAUUAAAGUUGGAUUCCAAGGGAACCAACCAAAAUGUUCCCCAUGAGGAUUUGGCAUUUACAAGUCCUCACAGCUGGGCUUUUAGUUUUACACCCGUUCCACGCUACAGGAGAUGAACAUCUCCACGAAGGUCCAUUUAUCAUUCCGGCGACGAGCGAAAUCAUACUAAAGAAAGGACAAAACUUUACAAUUUUCUGUAACGCGAACGCCCCCGUAGUAAUAAAACAGCAGGAAAUUCCGGAGGAGAGCACGGACACGUUCAAAAAAGUCUUUAGAAACUUGUCGAGCACAGAUUUAGAUUAUAGAUACAAAGCCGCCCUCGAUUUGUAUAACGUCGACCAGUUUUCCGUCGGCUACUACGCCUGCUUCGACGAGGCGGCGGACGAAAACCAUAUCCUAAACAAUUUACUGGAGGAACCUCAAAAUAACGAGCACGCGGCGUACAUAUACGUUUACGUGGACGAAACCGGUAGCCUGUUUGCGCCUAUGCAAGAGGUAAUAAAGUUGAGAAACGGGAACGAUGUCAUAAUCGAAUGUAGACCGACGACGCCCGAUGUUAACGUUACUCUUAUAGGGAGUAACAGGGCAACAGUUAAUAAAAAGUACCCGACUAUAAAAAAGUACUCCCCAAAGAUUGGAUUAUUAGUGAGAUUAGAUAGGCCUAAGACUGGAAGUCUCGGAUGCAUUGCUCAGCGUGGAAACGAAAGUUAUACGAAAUAUUUGCGUAAUACAAAUGAUCCGGCUCCCCCACCGAGAAUACAGAGUAGUUCAAAAUGGUUCGUGAAGGGAGAAACGUUUUCUCUAAACUGUGCAGUUCAAUACAAGGACAACUCUGCUUUAGCGUUGGAGUGGAAACUGCCAUCAUCAGUUUCAAAGGAUCGUGUUAAUAUAGAAACAAACGAACAUAACAUAACGUCUGCUGGGAUUCUGUACAGUCAUAUAACGAUUAGCAAUGCAACAGAAGAAGACCAAGGAAAAUACGUAUGCGUAUGUACAAGCAGAGCAAAUUCAAGCGAAGCGACCAUAGAAAAGAAAUAUAGAGAUGUGGGCUUCAUCAAACUUAAUGUUAGUUAUGGAUCAGUAGAAACUACUCAACGAACUUAUUCACGCCGAAUAUACGUAGACGCAUAUCCAUGGCCCACAUUCCAAGUAUAUAAAGACGGAGUCUAUUUGACCGAAGGAAAGAACUAUAAUAUCACGAGGAACGAUAAUACAAUCUACUUUAAAAUAGACCGUUUAAGCAUAAAUGACACUGGAAACUAUACAGUGGUCGCACAAAAUGAGUAUGUCAGAAAAAACGUUUCCGUCGAAUUGCGAGUUAGAGUUGCGCCAGAAAUUAAUAUAUGGGAAGAUGAAGUUCGAGUUGGGGUUAACACGCAAAAGUCUCUGAUAUGUACUGUCCUAGCUUAUCCACCACCGACCAUAACGUGGACAUUCCAUGAUGGCACAGAGGAUCAAAAUAUUCCAGAAAAGCUCUGGAAAUCAAAACAGUAUUCUUUUAUCAAAACGGAAUCGGAACUCGAACUGAUUGCGAGAAGACCGGGGACUGUCACGUGCCACGCGACCAACGACAGGGGCGAAACGUCUUCUUCUAUCAAAUUUAUGGUAGACGAAGUACCCGGAGGCUUCGGAGUUAAAAAUAAUGUCCCGAAGUCAUAUGCCGAGGGGUUAAAUGUUACUAUCGACUGCUAUGCUUCGAAAUCCGAUUUCGACAAUGUAACGUGGCAUAGAAACGAUGAUGAUAAACUACUCAACGUGAGAAUAAAAGAGACCUCGAUGUCUUACAUAGCGCGAUUAAUCCUACAAAAUAUUUCUUUGGAGGACGCAGGAAUCUAUACAUGCGAAGCUCUGGAUGAGGAGGGAGUUGUUAGUAACUACACUAUGCCAGUCCAUGUUGUUGAAAAACAACGGCCAGUAUUCUACGAGCCCGUGUUCGACGCCGAAGUUGCGGCAUUUCCGUAUCAGCCCGUAAAGCUUAUUUGUUCAGCCUUAGCAGUACCGUCACCCGAGAUUAUAUGGCUAAAGGAUGGCGAAGCCUUGCAAAAUACGAGUGAUGGAGAGAUCAUGAUAUACACAGAUUAUUCAGAAGAAUUGAAUACACCUGUCAACUCCUCGGUGGAAAUAAAACAAAUGUCUGAGGCACACAAGGGUAAAUACGAGUGUAGAGCACUUAGCGAUGGAGUUAUGGAAAUCAAAGCGUACAGUCUUAUCAUGAAUGAAAAAUCGCCCUACAAGUCAACAUACUUAGGUAUAGCCGGAGGCCUAGUGCUCCUGCUACUCGUUUUGGUGGUGUACUUAGUAUUGAGGGUACGGAAAGAGAAAAAGUUCAGGAAAGAGUUGGCUGCAGCUGGAUUAUUGUAUUUCAAAGAAGGAGUUCCGAAAUCUCUUAACCCGGAUCUCGGGAUAGACGAGCAGGCCGAACUGUUGCCUUACGAUGAAAAGUUUGAGUUCCCACCUGAAAAACUCAUCAUUGGCAAGCAGCUGGGCGCAGGUGCUUUUGGCGUUGUUUACAAAGCGGAGGCGCGAGGGAUCAUCAACGCCGAGGAAGUGACUCCGGUCGCCGUGAAAAUGGUGAAGAAGACCGCCGACAACAUGUACAUCAAGGCCUUGGCUAGCGAGCUCAAGAUCAUGGUGCAUCUCGGAAAACACGUCAACAUUGUCAAUUUGCUGGGCGCCUGUACGAAAAACGCGGGGAAACGGGAACUCCUUGUGAUUGUGGAGUACUGCAAGUUUGGGAACAUCCACAACUACAUCAUGCGCCAUCGCGAGGUCUUCAUAGACCAGCUCACCGACAAUAAGGAGAAGAAUUUUGGGAAGGUCAACCGCGGGUUCUCCUACAGUUCGGGAAGUACCGGGGUGUCUGACUACUUCGGCUCAAACCACACUCAGAACACCGAGCACACGUUCCUGAACACGGGGGCUUCGAACAGAUCGGGAAGGAAAGUGUCAGAAACAGGCUACAUACAGCCGGAGUGGCGGUCGAAUUAUGAAAGUGACUACAGCUACGACGGCCGCAGCCCGAGACCGCUCACAUCUCGAGAUCUCCUGGCCUGGGCCUUCCAGAUUGCUAGAGGAAUGGAGUAUCUAGCUAGUAGGAAGGUUCUACAUGGAGAUUUGGCAGCCAGGAAUGUACUUCUGGCAGAAGAUAACGUGGUGAAAAUAUGCGACUUUGGAUUAGCAAGAAGCAUUUAUAAAAACGAUGAAUACAAAAAACAAGAAAACAGUCCUCUUCCAAUAAAAUGGCUGGCCAUCGAGUGUAUGACAGAUCGAAUAUUCUCGACGCAAUCGGACGUGUGGUCAUUCGGUGUAGUGCUAUGGGAGCUGUUCUCCCUCGCCAAGACCCCCUACCCGAAUGUCAGCCCGACCAGCUUCCUACAGUACCUGAAUGAUGGACAUCGUCUGGAAAAACCGCAAUACGCAGACGACCGGCUGUACGACGUGAUGCUUCAGUGCUGGCAACAGAAGCCCACGGCUCGGCCGAGCUUCACCCGUCUACAGGAAAUGCUCGGAUCUUUCCUCGAGGAUAACGUGCGAAAUCACUACGUGGACCUGAAUGCGGCAUACAACGAUAUGAACAAGAAGAUAGACGGCCAAGAGGACUAUUUGGCGAUGGUGUCUGCGCCUGAUUACAACAACCUGGUGUCGCCGAGUCCACACCACUAUGUCAACGACACCCAGAGCUUCGUCAUGCCUCCACCGCAUCAGCUGCAACACGACAGCGACGGCUACUUGCAAAUGAGCCCAGCGAGGCAGUCAUACAGUAGCCCGCGUUUUACAGGCAACAAGUUCGAUUUCGACACGCGCAAAAUGAACGUAAGAAUGACGGAGCCGAACUGCCACGGCUCGGAGUUGACGCCGAUGCUCACUCUCAACAACCUUCCCACUAAAGAGUCGGAGUCGGAUCAAGACAACAGCUUCGUGUCCCACCACGGCACGUGCCCCCCGGUCGAGGAGGAAUCGGACGACGUGUUCGAACUGAAGCAGUACAACAUCAGGAACGCGGAACUGAACAAAGCCAACUCCCAGAAUAGCGCCGUCACGAAUCCCACGUAUAUAAGCUUCGAUACAGAAAAGAAACCUAAAAAUGAAUCCAAUAAUUACAUCAACGUUAAUAUACCAAACGGUCUAGUCAAAUAGAUUUUCCUCUGAAUGUUCAUUUCAUGUCUACUUAUUGCUAUAUUAGUAAGGUAUCAUAAGUCAUUUUGAUCUCCUACCUACUAUGAGUAACUAGAAAUCUCAGAACUAAUAAAUUAUUUUAACCAUUUCAAACGGGACAUUACCUUUUUUCUUAAUUUUCUUAAAAAAUCAAUUUAAAGAUUUAUUUCUUGUGAAUCCAUGCUAAAAUGACUUAACAACACUCGUACCACGUACCCAUGAAUUUUUUGCCAGUAUUUGCCUUUGUAAGUAACCCACCAUGUACAAAUUUAGUUUUCUAAGAACAACAUAUUUUAAUAUAAUAUUAUA
This is a messenger RNA of Aricia agestis (brown argus), 4827 nucleotides long. It is a transcript of the gene Pvr, whose product is annotated as vascular endothelial growth factor receptor 1. Gene Ontology annotation, biological process: positive regulation of kinase activity; protein phosphorylation; cell surface receptor protein tyrosine kinase signaling pathway. The record is from RefSeq and is a predicted model, not a curated record. Lineage: Eukaryota; Metazoa; Arthropoda; Insecta; Lepidoptera; Lycaenidae. Gene Ontology annotation, cellular component: signaling receptor complex. Gene Ontology annotation, molecular function: ATP binding; transmembrane receptor protein tyrosine kinase activity. The transcript has 23 exons. Bases 397 to 4500 code for a protein of 1367 amino acids.